GCUUGUUAAGUUGAAGUGCGAAAAAACCUAACACUGAGGGAGAAACUUUAACAGCUAGGUUUUACCAAGAGACAGUACCUCUAAUACUUAACUUGGAUCAUCUCUUGUUCAUCAGCUUGAAAAUCAUAACAGCCCUCAAAAUUGACAUUUGAUCUGAACGAAAAAGCUGUGACAAAUGGACAAUAUGUCUAUUACUAACACACCAACAAGUAAUGAUGCUUGUCUGAGCAUUGUUCACAGCUUGAUGUGCCAUCGACAAGGUGGAGAGAGUGAAACUUUUGCGAAACGUGCAAUUGAAAGUUUAGUUAAAAAGCUAAAGGAGAAAAAAGAUGAACUGGAUUCUUUGAUUACAGCUAUAACCACAAAUGGAGCUCAUCCCAGCAAGUGUGUUACGAUACAGAGAACACUGGAUGGGAGGCUUCAGGUGGCUGGUCGCAAGGGAUUCCCUCAUGUGAUUUACGCUCGUCUUUGGAGGUGGCCUGAUCUUCAUAAAAAUGAACUCAAGCAUGUUAAAUAUUGUCAAUUUGCUUUUGACUUAAAAUGUGACAGUGUCUGUGUAAAUCCCUACCAUUAUGAGCGUGUAGUAUCACCUGGCAUUGAUCUCUCGGGACUGACACUACAGAGUUCUGCUCCAUCAGGCAUGCUGGUGAAAGAUGAAUACGUUAAUGACUAUGAGGGGCAGCUGUCAUUGUCUUCUGCUGAAAGCCAUUCAGUCCAAACCAUCCAGCAUCUACCAAGUAACAGGGCAUCUACUGAGCCUUAUAGCACCCCAGCCAUGUUAGCUCCUGCUGAGGCUAGCACUACCAGCACCACUAAUUAUCCCAACAUUCCUGUGGCUUCAACAAGUCAACCUAUCAGUAUAUUGACAGGUAGCCAUAGUGAUGGACUCUUACAGAUUGCUUCAGGGCCUAAGCCAGGAACUCCGCAGAAUGGGUUUACAGCUCAGCCAGCUACUUACCAUCACAAUAGUACUACAACUUGGACUGGGAGUCGGACGGCAGCCUACACACCUACCAUGCCUCCCCACCAGAAUGGCCAUCUUCAGCAUCAUCCACCUAUGCAUCCUGGACAUUACUGGCCAGUUCACAAUGAACUUGCAUUCCAGCCUCCUAUAUCAAAUCAUCCUGGUAAGUAGAAUCUAACAUGUAAUGCUAAUAUUGUGGAAGCUGCUAACUUUCUGGUUUAAGUCUGGGUUGGGGUAUUUUUGUUGGUUUGGGGUUGGUUUU
Melopsittacus undulatus (budgerigar) is the source of this 1226-nucleotide messenger RNA. RefSeq names its product mothers against decapentaplegic homolog 4-like. Gene Ontology annotation, biological process: anatomical structure morphogenesis; regulation of transcription by RNA polymerase II; SMAD protein signal transduction. The coding region runs from base 176 to 1135 and encodes 319 amino acids. The transcript is spliced from 8 exons. NCBI's taxonomy places the organism in Eukaryota, Metazoa, Chordata, Aves, Psittaciformes, Psittaculidae. The record is from RefSeq and is a predicted model, not a curated record. Gene Ontology annotation, molecular function: I-SMAD binding; RNA polymerase II cis-regulatory region sequence-specific DNA binding; DNA-binding transcription factor activity, RNA polymerase II-specific. Gene Ontology annotation, cellular component: heteromeric SMAD protein complex.